AUUCUCUCACCAGGCCACCACCCCAAAAUAAAAGGAUACUUCUAUUAAACAACACACACCAAACAAAAACUAAUCAUUUCCUCAUUCUCCUCUUUCUUCUUCCAUCUUAUCUGACCCUUUCUUCUUAUUUUUUAGGAGAGAGAAAAAAUGGGCAACAACAUGGGAAGUGGAAGCAAUAAAGCUGCAAAAGUAAUGAAAAUCAAUGGCGAAUUCUUCAAAUUCAACACACCCGCAAAAGUUAUCGACAUAACCAAAGAUUACCCAGAUCAUAUUUUAUUAGAUUCUGAAGAAUUCCUAAGAUUUAAUCUUAGAGCUAAACCUCUUAACCCAGAAUACCAACUAAAACCCAGAAAAAUCUACCUUCUUGUUGAUCUUCCCAAAUUUCCAAAUAACAAUCUUAGGAGGGUGCAAUCUAGUGUACUCGCUAACACUGUAACAACAAGAGUAUCUCGUAGAUCUGUUUCUGAUGAUCUUACGAUCAAGACGAGAUCAACGGUUGAUAUGAGAAGUUUUGAUGAUGAUGAUGAUGAAAAUGGUGGGUCCCAUUCUCCUGUUGUGGGUCCUACAAGAGUUAAGAUGAGACUGCGUAAGACGCAAGUGGAGAAGAUUAUGGAGGAGAGUAGUGAUGAUGUUGAGGUUGCUAAGAAGAUUGUAAGGCUUUGUUUGGAACAGAGCACUGCUGGACACGUGGCGGAAGAAGAGGAGGAGAGAGAAAGAAGACAUUAUUGUUUGAGUGUUUGUGGGAUGUGUAGUCCUAGCUCAAGUUACCGCACUAAGUAUAAGAAAUUAACUUUGUAGUGGUAACUGGUAUCCCAGGUCAGUCAGUCCAGUUAUACAGAUUAACUGUUGAGAGUAAGGGGUGAUAAGGAAAUCUCUACUCCGAAAAAUAUGUUAGUGUUGUAGUGGUAACUGGUAUCGCAGGUCAGUCAGUCCAGUUAUACAGAUUAACGGUUGAGAUAAGGAAAUCUCUACUCCGAAAAAUAUGUUGUUUUAGUAUAUGCCGCCUUUUAGAAAUAUCCUUGUUAGAAUUGAAGAUUGAGUAGCAUAAAAUUUGUAGGAGUGAACUUUUUGUAUUAUCUUUUUUAAUGUUGAUCUUAUUAGAACUAGACGAGGUUAAAAAAAUGGGGGUGUUAAUCUUGGUGUGUAUGUAAAUAGUAUGGUUAAUGGUAAGAUGCGAUGAAUUAGGAGUUUAUGUGAAAACGUGGUGAUUAGCAUGGGAAAGCUAUUAUUAGUCAGCUACAUAUUAGAAAAUUAGAUGCAUGUAUGAUAAGAUUGUGUGGUGUAUAAAGCAUUAAAGCUAAUCAAGUGUGUUCUAUAUGAAGUAAAACUAUUGUACAUAGUUUGGUCAAAGUUCUUAUUGUUCAAGGAAUUACAACUUACAAGUAUAUAUUAUUAAAGAAAUUGCCAAGUA
Messenger RNA from Beta vulgaris subsp. vulgaris (sugar beet), 1411 nucleotides. RefSeq lists its product as hypothetical. The transcript has a single exon. Lineage: Eukaryota; Viridiplantae; Streptophyta; Magnoliopsida; Caryophyllales; Amaranthaceae. The record is from RefSeq and is a predicted model, not a curated record. Bases 148 to 798 code for a protein of 216 amino acids.